Populus trichocarpa (black cottonwood) is the source of this 1139-nucleotide messenger RNA. Its product is annotated as glycine-rich cell wall structural protein 1-like. Bases 101 to 907 code for a protein of 268 amino acids. The transcript is spliced from 2 exons. The record is from RefSeq and is a predicted model, not a curated record. NCBI's taxonomy places the organism in Eukaryota, Viridiplantae, Streptophyta, Magnoliopsida, Malpighiales, Salicaceae.
UAAUGUAGUGGAUAAACCCUAUAUAUAGGACACUUUUCAUGCAAAGAAGAACAUGCAAUGCUUGCGAAGAACCUUCUUAAUAUAGCAUAAGCACAAGGCCAUGGGUGUGAUCUCAUCAAAAUGGGUUUCUUUUCUUCUGCUUUUCUUGUGCAUUGUCCUUCAUUUGAGUGCAAUCAGCCUUAGUGAUGACAAGCUUGACAAAACUAGAUAUCAAGACGAUGAUUGUAGGUGGAAUCCAAGACGUUGUGGAGGCCGCUUUGGUCGUGGACGUGGGGGAGGACUAGGAGGUGGUGGUGGUAGAGGUGGUGGCUUUGGUGGUGGUGGUGGAGGAGGUGUUGGAGGUGGAGGUGGUCAUGGUGGAGGAUUUGGGGCUGGAGGAGGUGUAGGUGGUGGAGCUGGAGGUGGUGCUGGUGGAGGUGGUGGUUUUGGUGGAGGUAGUGGAGGUGGUGUUGGUGGUGGGUCAGGACAUGGUGGAGGCUUUGGAGCUGGAGGAGGGGUAGGAGGUGGAGCUGGAGGUGCUGGUGGUGGUGGAGGAGGUGGAGGAGGAGGUGGUGGCGGUGGUAUUGGUGGUGGUUCAGGUCAUGGUGGGGGCUUUGGAGCUGGAGGUGGUGUAGGUGGUGGCCUUGGAGGUGGUGCUGGAGGAGGUGGUGGUGGAGGUGGUGGAGGAGGUGGAGGUCUAGGUGGUGGAUCAGGCCAUGGUGGUGGCUUUGGAGCGGGUGGAGGUCUAGGAGGUGGAGGUGGUGGAGGUUUAGGUGGUGGUGCCGGUGGAGGUGGAGGUGCAGGAGGUGGGCAUGGUGGUGGAGCUGGUGGAGGAUUUGGAGUUGGGAUUGGCAUUGGUGUAGGAGUUGGGGCUGGCGCCGGCCACGGGUCUGGAAGUGGUUCGGGUGGUGGUGGUGGCGGACGCUAAACAUGCUUUACCUUGGAAACCAAGCUUUUUGGCAAUAUGAAAUGGACAAUGCAAGUAAACUAGAAAAAUAUCAGCUUGAAUUCUAAUUAAAGCAUCUUUUGUUAUGUCAGUUUCUACGCUUAAAGUUGUAAACUUGUGUCUCAUAAAUUUCUCCUUGGUGCUUCCCAAUUACUAGGAUUUAUGUAUUGUCACUAAGAAAUUAAUUCGCAAUAAAGCCCUUCUUUUCUGUGUU